UUAAAAGCAUAAAAUAUAGAAAAGUAGAAAUCAUUUCAUCGAUUUCCACUGCGUUGGAUUUUUAUUGUGCAUUUAAUUUAUAUUUAAGUAUUUUGAACACCAAAUAAUUAAUAAGUAUAAAGUAUCGUUUGCACAUUGAACGAGUGUGAGUCUGAAAAAAUGCCUAAAUACACAAUCAAAGUGAAAUGGGGUAAAGUAAUUUUUCCUAAUGUGGAAGUUAGCACAGACGAUGAAGUAAUGCUGUUCAAAGCACAGCUCUUUACACUGACCGGAAUUCCACCAGAGAGACAAAAAGUUAUGCUAAAGGGCAUUACGUUAAAAGAUGAUUGGAGAAAUAUUAAAAUAAAUAAUGGACUUACUGUACUAAUGAUGGGAUCUAAAGAGGAAGAUAUACCCAACGAACCUGCUGAAAAGCCAAUAUUUUUAGAAGACAUGAGUGAAUAUGAAUUAUCGUCUGUGUUAGACUUGCCAGCCGGCUUGACUAAUCUUGGUAAUACUUGUUAUUUAAAUGCUACGGUUCAGUGUUUAAAAACAGUACCCGAAUUGCGAGAAGCACUCAAAAGUUUUUCCGGUGGUCUUACCAACGAUAGUUUGCAAUUUGUACCCUCACAAAGUAUAACGGCUGCCUUAAGGGAUUUGUACGAAGGAAUGGACAAAGGAUCCUCUUUACCACCAGUUGUUUUAGUUCAAAUGAUGCAUUCUGCCUUUCCUAGAUUCGCAGAAAAAUCUAAAAUGGGCGGCUUCCAACAGCAAGAUGCUAAUGAAUGUUGGACAGAACUUGUUAGAAUGUUACAACAAAAAUUACCCGCUAAGGAAAACUCUGCUAUAACAAGUGACACUGCUACUUAUAAACCAAGAUCUCUGAUUGAACAAUAUUUUGGUGGUACUUUCGAUACAGAACUGAAAUGCACCGAAUCGCAAGAUGAAACACCAACUACCGGAAAAGAAGAAUUUUUACAAUUAAGUUGUUUCAUAUCGACGGAAAUCAAAUACAUGUUUGAUGGACUUAAAAAUAAGAUGGAAGAACAAAUUACAAAACUGUCUCCAACGCUUGAAAGGGAUGCCAUUUAUACGAAAACGUCAAGAAUUAGUCGAUUACCAGCAUAUUUAACCAUUCAAUUCGUUCGUUUCUUCUUUAAAGAGAAAGAGGCUAUUAAUGCAAAGAUUUUGAAAGACGUAAAAUUUACGUUAAAUUUUGAUGCAUUCGACUUAUGUACGAAAGAAUUACAGACUAAGUUAACCCCGAUGCGUGAAAAAUUCCAGCAACUCGAAGAAGCCCAAUUAGAGCUUAGUAAUGUUAAAGAUAAGCAAGAUAAGAAAGAAACUAAGAAGAAUGAAACGAAAGAAGAACCAUUUUGGUUUCCAGACGAUCUUGGAUCGAACAACAGCGGCUAUUAUACCCUCCAGGCGGUGUUGACUCAUCAGGGCCGUACGAGCAGCAGCGGUCACUACGUGGCCUGGGUACGUCAGAAGGGUGAUACCUGGCUCAAGUGUGACGACGAGAACAUCAGCAUUGUGACGAGCGAAGAGGUGCUGAAGCUCAGCGGCGGCGGGGACUGGCACUGCGCCUACGUCCUUCUUUACGGGCCGCGUAUCCUCGAGCUACCACUCCGCGAGUCCGAGGUACUGGCGAGCGUCGAGGAGUUCACGGAGGUCAUGCCUGUGCAUGACUAGUUCAUGCCUACGUUGCUUUACAUUGCCCUUGGAUUUUUAGCGUAUCUACACUUCUUUUCGCGCGGGCUCAUCGCGAAAAGUCGCUGCUCGUGACGAAGCUUGGUGUAUUAUGAAGGCUCGAGGCCAAUUUCAGCCGCUGAGAGCCAAUAUCAGGGGAGUGACGUGUGAUUUUUUUUUUUUUUUUUU
Messenger RNA from Ceratosolen solmsi marchali, 1860 nucleotides. It is a transcript of the gene Usp14, whose product is annotated as ubiquitin specific protease 14. Gene Ontology annotation, molecular function: cysteine-type deubiquitinase activity; protein binding; proteasome binding. The coding region runs from base 160 to 1674 and encodes 504 amino acids. The transcript is spliced from 6 exons. The record is from RefSeq and is a predicted model, not a curated record. Gene Ontology annotation, biological process: protein deubiquitination; proteasome-mediated ubiquitin-dependent protein catabolic process; regulation of proteasomal protein catabolic process. NCBI's taxonomy places the organism in Eukaryota, Metazoa, Arthropoda, Insecta, Hymenoptera, Agaonidae.